GAGAGAGAGAGAGAGAAAGACAGGGUCUCACACACACACACUAACACAGACAGACAGAUGUACAGAGGGAGAGACAUGUCCUCUGUGGUUCUCCUCGUGGUGUUCUCCAGCGUGUUCUCUGUACUGUUCGCCCAACAGGAACCCGUCUACACUGUGUGUGCGCAGGGUUUCUUCCAGAGUGAACAGAACACCUGUUUGCCAUGUAACUGUAAAGGCCACGCCCACAACUGACUGUCAGGAUCACAGUACAGGUGAUUUCUGUGAGAGGUGUGAAGAUGGUUACAUUCUCCAGGUUCCUCAUGAUGGACAGCACGAGUGCCGGCCCUGUGCAUGCCCCGUCGCCACGGAGACCAACAACUUUGCUACACACUGUGAGGUGAGGGGCGUGGCUCUGCGCUGCGUGUGUCAGGACGGUUAUGCUGGACAUUACUGUGAGAGGUGUGCUCCUGGUUACUACGGCAACCCGACUCGUGCAGGUGACUCCUGUAAGAAGUGUGACUGUAACGGAAACUCAGACCCGAACCUGAUCUUUAAUGAGUGUCACAAUGUAACGGGACGCUGCUUACACUGUUACCACAACACAGCCGGAGACAACUGUGAGAGGUGUGCACCCGGUUACUAUGGCGAUGCCAUCAGCACCAAGAACUGCCAGAAGUGUGAGUGUAAUCAGUGUGGGACGGCGUCGUGUGAUGACAGAACAGGAGUGUGUCACUGUAAACCUGGAGUUACAGGACACCUGUGUGAUCGCUGUGAGGAUGGUCACUCUGGGUUCAGUAGCUGUAUGGGCUGUAGGAAGUGUGUGUGUGGAUCUGCAGCUCUGCACUCGUCCUGUAACGCACUCACUCAGGUGUGUCAGUGCCGCCCGGGGGCCGGAGGACGAUACUGCGAGCACUGCUUACCUGGUUACUGGGACUACACACACACCGGCUGCAAGAAGUGUGACUGUCCUGAGGGGAACUGCGAUGCUCACACUGGGGAGUGUCUACCCGAGAUGUCUCAGGUCAGCGAGUGCAGCAUCGACUGUGAUGAGUGCAUCUGGCACCUGAUUGGUGAUGUGCAUCAGUCCAAUAAAACAGUGGACCAGUUGAGGAACAGCAUCCUGAACAUCUCUACUGGAGCUGCAGCAUACGAUCGCCUCAAAUACUACAACUACACUGCACACACACUCAGGGUGCAGUUUUUAGGAUGGAGGAAUAAAUCAGCAGUGAUGAGGAAAGACACGGGAGAGCUGGAGGAGGAAAUGGCACACAUUGUGACUGACACAGAGCUGCUCACACACCAGGAGGAUGGUGUGAUGUCACUCAGGAAGCAGGUGGAUAGUGACACACUGCACAGCUUCACAUUAGCCGAGAUUCUAGCAGCUAAUCUGACCUCCCUUAAUGUGCUAAUAGAAGACAUGAUCAGUGAUUGGGAAGUGUACAGCGUGCAGCAGGAAGUGGAUCCUGAGCAGCAGAAGCAGAAGGAGCGUGAAGCUGAACAGAUGUUGAGUCACAUGAAAACCCUGAACCUGUCACUCAAACACUCACUCGCUACACAAGAGAACGAACACACACACCAGCUUCUCCAGCAUGUGCGUCAGAUGGAGAAGAGUGUGUUGCUGAUGGAGGGCCGACUUCCUGCAGUCAGAGAGUUGAUGAAGCGCUUCAGCAUGAGUCUCACACACGGCCAAAUUCACCUGCACAAAGCGCAUGACACACUGCAGCAAACACAUAACAAACACACACACAACCUGCUCCACCUACAGAGCAGAGAGGCUCACAAGCAUCGCCUUAUGGAGAAUUAUAACGAUGUCAGUCAGACUGUCAUGUCAGCCAAUGACACGUUAGUUGAGGCGGAUGUGGGCGUGACAGAUUUGCAGACCAUGGUUACGAACCUGACGGGGUACCAUGCGGAGGUUGACGGUGCCGCAGUGUCACUACAGGAGAGGACCGAUCAGCUCUCGAAGGCAGAUCACGAUUUGUUGCAGAAAGCCACUGAGCAUGCUCAUGAGCUGCAGAGACACGCCCAAGAACUGCAGUAUAAUCUGAAGGGCAGUGAUACACAUGGACUUGUUCAGAAAGCUCUGGAAGCGUCGAAUGUCUACGACAACAUUGUUAAAUACAUCAACGAGGCUGAUGUGCUUGGCGAGAGCGCGCUGAACAUGUCCAUCAGGACAGAGGAUGCCCUCGAUGGUUUAAAGUCCCAGCUGAAUUUCCUCAAAACACAAAGCAAUAACGUGUUUAAAGAGUCUGUGACGCACAACUCCGAAUACAACGAGGUGGAUUUAACCGUCACUGACACCAAAAAAUACAUCGAGGAGACCAGAGACAUGCUGCAGACAUCACGGGUCACACUGGAGAAACUCAUCAACAAGAUGAACACUCUCCAGAGAGUCCAGAAGCUGCAGUACACGCAGGAGGCAGCAGAGCGUGCUCUAAAUAACUCAGCUGAAGUUCUGGGGGUCGUUACCCCAAUUGAGGAACAAGUAGAAGAAUGGAGCAGAAACAUGAGGAACAAUCAGUACUCCACCUCCGCUUACGAACAGGCCGUGGACUCCGCCCGUAGCACAGUGGAGGACCUGUCUGCAAUCGUACCUCAGUUGUUGACAAAGCUGCAUGAUGUAGAAGAAAAGAAACCAGUCAACAUGUCCACCAACAUCAUGAGGGUCAGAGAACUCAUCGCUCAGGCUCGCAGCGUCGCCAGCAAGGUGCAGGUAUCAAUGAAGUUUGAUGGACAGUCCUCAGUGGAGCUCCGCCCACCUGCUGAUGUAGACGAGAUGAAGGCUGUGGCCUCCAUUAGCCUGUACGUGCGUGUGGACCCUGACUCAGACCCCAUUGAGGACCGCUUCCUGCUUUACCUCGGAGACAAGAACGGCCGUAAGGACUACAUGGGCGUGGCUAUAAAAAAUGAUAACCUGGUGUUUGUGUACAAUUUGGGUGGAGAUGAUGUAGAAAUUCCACUCAGCUCCAAACCUGUGAGUUCUUGGCCUCCUGUGUUCAACCAUGUGAGAGUGGAGAGACUGGGUCGGCAUGGUAAGGUGUAUUUAACAGUCCCCAGUCAGAACACAGUGGCUGAGCAGAAGUUUAUACAGAAAGGGGAAUGGGACGGAACCGAGUCUCUGUUCCACCUGGACCCCAGAGACACAGUGUUCAUCAUCGGAGGAGCGCCAAAGGACAUCAAGCUCCCCCCUGCUCUGAGUUUAGCUCCAUUUGUUGGUUGUAUUGAACUCGCCUCUCUCAAUAAUGAGGUCAUCAGUCUGUACAACUUCAAAAAGCUGCAUGGCAUGAACGUUGCUGCAUCCAAACCCUGUCCCAGGUAUAAGUUAGCCUUCUCUCAGGGUCGUGUAGCGAGUUAUCUGUUUGAUGGUUCUGGUUAUGCAUUGGUGCGGAACAUUGAAAGGCGGGGCAGGAUCAGCGUGGUCACACGGUUUGACAUUGAAGUGCGCACAGUGGCUCAGGAUGGAGUUCUCCUCCUCAUGGUUAAUGAGGGUUACUUCUUCGUACUGGAGAUGAGGAACGGGUUCCUGCGAUUGGUUUAUGAUUUCGGAUUUGCUACUGGUCCCAUCGUGUUAGAGGGGAACCUGCCCAAACUGCAGAUCAACGAUGCCAGAUACCAUGAGGUGUCAGUGAUCUACCACCAAUCUAAGAAGGUUAUUCUCCUAGUAGACAGGAGUUUCAUCAAAUCUGCAGAGAACGAGAAGAAAACUCUGCCAUUUCAUGAUAUUUACAUCGGGGGAGUUCCGUCAGACGUGUUACAGUCACGGCCUGAGUUCUCCUCUCUGAUUGGACUGAGAGGAUGUGUAAAAGGAUUUCAGUUCCAGAAGAAAGACUUUAACCUGCUGGAGGAACCAGGAACCAUCGGCAUCAGCAGCGGCUGUCCGGAGGAAUCCUUUAUGUCACAUAAAGCGUACUUCACAGGGGAUGGUUAUUUGAGUUCCACAGCAAGAAUCUCUCCGUUCAGCUCAUUUGAAGGAGGAAUGAGCUUCAGAACAAUCAAACCAUCUGGACUACUGUUCUACUACAGAAAUGGGACGGACGAGUUCUCUCUCUCUCUGGAGAACGGUGCAGUAGUUCUUCUCUGCAGAGGAACUAAAGUUAAAUCCAAGAAGCAGUACAGUGAUGGACGAUCUCACUUCCUGGUCGCUUCCAUCAAUAAGCAGAAGUACCAGCUGGUGGUGGAUGACCGAGACAAACAGGAGAAGAAGAACCAGGGUUCUGCACCUCCCAUAGAUGAGGUGGAGUUCUACUAUGGAGGAGCUCCUCAGAGCAACAUCAACAACUUUACUGGCUGUAUCAGUUACACUUACAUCAGCAGGCAGGACCGUGAUAUCGAGGCGGAGGAUUUCCAGCGUUACAGUAAGAAUGUGGGUGUGUCCCUGCAGGACUGUCCUGUGGAGAGACCGCCCACUUCUAAGCGAAACACACGCUCUGCACGGCACGCUCCUGACAACACGCACUCCGCCCCACACACUCCUGCAGCCUUACGCCAGAUCAUCAGGGACAAACCUGUCCCGCCACAAAGCAUUCUGGGAUGGAAGGAGGUUGCUCCAGAGGAGGACGUCACAUCAUGUCACCUCUCGCCCCGCCCACAUGUUGAGAGAAGGGCCCAUUAUUUUAGUAGUGCCAGUUGGCAUGAGUAUGAUGGAAUCGCUGAGGUCAUUAAAGAGAGGUCUGAAUUCUCCAUGUCAGUGAGGACACGCUCGGUGAGGGGGAUGAUUGCGUGUGUGUGUGGUGAAGGUGAUGAAGACUUUAUGGCACUCUUCCUUUCUGAUGGUAAACUCGUCUUCACGUUUGGAUCUGCACAACAUGACCUGCAGCUCCACAGCACGCACACACACAACGAUGGAAACUGGCAUGACGUGGUGUUUAUCAGAAACGGGAGCAGAGGGGCUUUGGUUGUGGACGGCGUGUUGGUGAUGGAGGAUAAAAUUCAGAGUGGUAACUUCACCCUGAACCUGCAGGCUCCUCUGUACGUGGGCAGCGUUCCAGCUGGACGCAUCAGCAAGAAGAUAAAGGUGAGGUCUGGGUUCUCAGGGUGUGUGAAAGAUCUCCGUCUGAACGGCCGCGUCCUCUCGUCUGUCCCUCGCGGUGUCGGGGUGACGCCGUGUUUAAAGGGAGAGAGUGAAGCUGGAGUGUUUUUCUUUCAGGAAGGAGGAUACACAGUACUGGACCACUCCGUCAGUGUGGGUGGGAAGUUGGAAGUGGUGAUGGAGCUCCGCCCCCGUGUGGCCUCAGCACUGUUACUGCACUUCUACAUCACCUCUGAGGACAACCUCAGUGUCUACCUGCAGCACAGCCAGGUGUUUGUGCAGGUGAAUAAUGAGACGUACACGACGACUGUUUCCCCUCAAGGCAGCAUAUGUGAUGGCAACUGGCACAGGGUCAAAGUGGUGAGGGACAGCAGUGGACUGAGGUUGGAUGUGGACGGCGAGCAGAGGUGUGUAAUGAGGAAGAGCUUUCCACAGAACACACGCAGUGUGUUGGUGCCAGUUUUCAUUGGAGGAGCACCAGAAGACAUCGCACUUCCUGUUAACGUGAAGAUGAAGAAGAGCUACACAGGCUGUGUGAGGAGCCUGUCCAUCAACCAGCACACCGUUAACUUCAAACACGCACGCAUUAACGGAGUCGUUAGUGUAGACAGCUGUCCUGUGGUCUGAUGAUGUCAUCACAGGAAAUUACAUCACAACCCCCCAUCACCUGUACUGUGUACGCUAGUUAAUUCAUUCAUAUUAUAAACUGCCAUGUAAACCCCACACACACACAAAACACCGUUUCCCUCGCUAGUCCCCUUCCUUUCUAGUCUCCAGCCUCGACAGCGUCAUGUUCCCUACAACAGGAGUGGACACUAAUGAGAGCAGAGCAUUUUUUAACGAUUUUCCACCAGGAGACCAACCGGUCUGGGCAAUACAAUCACAGGCCCCAGAGUCCAUGCGGCUGCACCACUGCGGGAUAUUCUGUGAUGCAAAAUGGUUCACCAAUCACCAUCCAGACAAACACACUCCAGUGACUACACAGCUAUCAGGAGCAAUUACCAAGCACUAAUGUUAUGCCAAAUACCAAACCAAAUUUUAGUUUUGUUUUUCUUAACUAACAUGAUCUUCGUUUUCCUUGUUAAAUGUAUACUUACAUGGUACUUGGUUAAUUAAUUGCAACUGAUUGAACCAAAUGAUAAGACAUGACUUGGUUUAAAAUUUGGUCUCCCAGUGAAGCUGGUUUGGCUUUGACUAGGAGACCAAAUCUGGCCGCUGGGAGACCAUUUGGUCUCCCAGGAACUAUGUUAAAAAUGCUCUGGAUGAGAGUGGGACAUGGUCACAUGACUACAGCAUCUCAUCUCAUCUCAUUAUCUCUAGCCGCUUUAUCCUUCUACAGGGUCACAGGCGAGCUGGAUCCUAUCCCAGCUGACUACGGGCGAAAGGCGGGGUUCACCCUGGACAAGUCGCCAGGUCAUCACAGGGCUGACACAUAGACACAGACAACCAUUCACACUCACAUUCACACCUACGCUCAAUUUAGAGUCACCAGUUAACCUAACCUGCAUGUCUUUGGACUGUGGGGGAAACCGGAGCACCCGGAGGAAACCCACGCGGACACUGGGAGAACAUGCAAACUCUGUACAGAAAGGCCCUCGCCGGCCACGGGGCUCGAACCCAGGACCUUCUUGCUGUGAGGCGGCAGCGCUAACCACUACACCACCGUGCCGCCCCACCUGACAUCCAUUUCUGUUUAUUUACUUAUUAAUCUCUCAACUUAUUAUUUCAUAUUCAUACUUCAUUUUGUCCCUUUUAAAAAAUAAAUAAGUACAAUUUUAAUAAAACUGUCUGUGGUCUGUA
This is a messenger RNA of Neoarius graeffei (lesser salmon catfish), 6808 nucleotides long. RefSeq names its product laminin, alpha 4 (gene lama4). NCBI's taxonomy places the organism in Eukaryota, Metazoa, Chordata, Actinopteri, Siluriformes, Ariidae. The transcript has 40 exons. Bases 782 to 5635 code for a protein of 1617 amino acids. Gene Ontology annotation, molecular function: signaling receptor binding. The record is from RefSeq and is a predicted model, not a curated record. Gene Ontology annotation, biological process: regulation of embryonic development; regulation of cell migration; regulation of cell adhesion.